This is a messenger RNA of Suillus paluster, 380 nucleotides long. RefSeq lists its product as uncharacterized. NCBI's taxonomy places the organism in Eukaryota, Fungi, Basidiomycota, Agaricomycetes, Boletales, Suillaceae. The record is from RefSeq and is a predicted model, not a curated record. Bases 31 to 255 code for a protein of 74 amino acids. The transcript is spliced from 4 exons.
UCACCGAUAUCAUAGCAUGUUCACCGUGUGAUGUUGAACACUGGGCAUCUCAUAACGACACUAACGGCCACAUUCUUUGUCGUCGCAAGCUAUGUGAUCCUAUUCAAUACGUUUCUUCCGCGGUCUGGUGUUUAUGCCCUUGACGUCCUCGCGCAAGACACCCAUUACAAGUACUUUGCCCUAUUCAUCAUUCCAACGGGCGCGUAUUUUGUGAUUGCGAACUGGGUAGGUUGGCAGUACUAUCAGAAUUCUUGAUCCAUACCUAAAAUAAAGUAGAGUUCCGGUGCCGACGAUGGUGUACUGUGACUACAUAGGUGUGCAUGAAUGGGUAUCCAAACGUGGUGCAUAUCAAGGAAAUCGCAUGAGGUGAAAUAAGAAAU